Molecule: messenger RNA, 1821 nt
Organism: Neoarthrinium moseri
Lineage: Eukaryota; Fungi; Ascomycota; Sordariomycetes; Amphisphaeriales; Apiosporaceae
Exons: 3
Coding region: 1-1821 (606 amino acids)
Biological process (GO): actin filament polymerization
Cellular component (GO): actin filament; cytoplasm
Molecular function (GO): microtubule binding; actin binding
Source: RefSeq, a predicted model, not a curated record
AUGCCGUCCAUCCUGAACGAAGAGGACAAGGAGACGGUCAAGCGCAUGGUGCCGAAGCAGACCAACAAGAUCCACGCCGUAGCCGUCGCCAGACUGUACGUCGCAUACCCCAACAAGUCGAAAUGGACCUACACCGGGCUCCAGGGCGCCGUCGUGCUCGCCAAUGACCUGGUCGGACACACAUACUGGCUGAAGCUGGUCGACAUAUCGCCAGCCGGUCGAGGAGUGAUAUGGGAUCAGGAGAUCUUCGAUACAUGGCAGUACAACCAGGACCGCACCUUCUUCCACACAUUCGAGCUCGAGGAAUGCCUGGCCGGCCUGUCCUUUGUCGACGAGAAGGAGGCGAAGCAGUUCAGGAAGAAGAUGGACGAGCGGGAGAAGAACGCAAGCAAGGCCACGAGGAACACGCCCUUCGGCGGACACAGUCAACCCGUGAAAUCAGGUGGCCUGUUUGGCAGCAUCUUCGGAGGACAUAGACACUCCUCGGCGCCCACGCCACCAGAAUCUCCACGGAACAACGCACCACUUCCCCCGCCGCCGCCGUCACAAUCAAGGUCACCUCCCGGAGGCGUGAACGGCUUCCACAAGCCAGGUUCCGAGUUCGCUACGCUAGAGGCAUACGACCCCAACUGGCGGGAUAACUUUGGCAACUUCCUCACGGAACAGGGGCUCACAGACGACUUUAUCAAAGAUAACCAGGACUUUAUUGUCGAGUUCUUGAAGGAGCAGGGAGACGCUGUACCCAGGGCCACUGCACCCCCUCCGCCGCCGCCGCCUCCCGUUAACGGCAGCUCUGGCGGGCACGGUCGAGCACCACCCCCCCCUCCCCCGCCAGCAGGGCGAGCCGCGCCUGAGCUAGUGGCCUCGUCGGGAUCACGACGCGGAGCCCCUCCACCACCCCCGGCCCCCAGACGCUCCGGCAAGGCGGAGACUCACCGAGAACCAACACCCCCGCAAGAUAACACUCCGCCCCGGCCCAGAUUCAAUGCGCCUCCGCCGUUGCCAGAUGCUGGCAAGUUCGCCCACACGGAGCCCGCUCGGCCCGUGCCAGCAGCGCCAGCGCCAGGUCCCCCUCCACCUCCCAGACCUCCCAAGACGCCGAUGGACGGAGACGACGCCGGCCACAGGUUCGGCGUGCCCCCUCCUUUCACCGGCCAGCGUGUCAGCAACGCACCGCCGGCACCGCCGUCCAGAGGCCCCGUGCCGCCACCGCCGCCUCGGGACGUGCCGCUGCCUCCUCCUCGAGACGUACCGGCGCCGCCAAAGGCACCGGCUUCGAGUGCGCCCCCUCUCCCCCCUUCAUCAUCGCGGCCGGUUCCAGCUCCGCCGCCGAGAGGGGUGCCUGCUCCACCACCUCUACCAUCAUCAAACGCACCUCCUCCGCCUCCACUGCCCGGAACACUGUCAGGCGCUCCUCCACCACCAGCGCCGCCGCCUCCUCCGCCCGGUGGAGCUGGGGGUGCACCUCCGCCGCCACCGCCGCCGCCGCCGCCGAACCGCGACAGUGGCUAUGCGUCUGGCGUGCCGGCCGCUGCGGUGCCGCCGGUUGACUCGAGCCGCUCCGCCGUGCUGGACAGCAUCCAGAAGGCGGGCGGCAUCGGGGCGCUCAAGAAGGUGGACAGGAGCCAGAUCCGGGACCGAAGCGCGGCCAUGCCCGGCGGGUCCGACACGGGCCCGCACGGCAGCGGCCUGCCGCCCGCCGGCGUGGCCCCCGCCGCUGGAGGCGCGCCCAACAUGGCCGACGCCCUGGCGGCCGCGCUGCAGAAACGGAAGCAGAAGGUCGGCGAUAGUGACGACGAAGCUGAUGAUGACGACUGGUAA